Aplysia californica (California sea hare) is the source of this 5295-nucleotide messenger RNA. Its product is annotated as cAMP-regulated phosphoprotein 21. Bases 498 to 3764 code for a protein of 1088 amino acids. Gene Ontology annotation, molecular function: nucleic acid binding. The record is from RefSeq and is a predicted model, not a curated record. The transcript has 20 exons. NCBI's taxonomy places the organism in Eukaryota, Metazoa, Mollusca, Gastropoda, Aplysiida, Aplysiidae.
UGUAGAAGUGAGAAGGGAAAUUAUUACAUGUGUUUUUCAUGGAUCGGGGUCUGGGGUUCUGGUUCACCUUAUUGCCAUCAUUUCUUUCUUGAGGAGGAAGAGGAGAAGGAGGAGGAGGAGGCCUAAUGCAUAGAAAUCAAUAAUGCGAUCGAUGACAUUAGCGCAGAUUUACUUGUGAUGUCACGAAGAAGAGUUCCAUUUCCUGUGACGUCAUUCGUUCAAUGGAUGGGCUGCCAUUUUCCUGUCGAUGGGAGAUGUUGUCUGAUAUCGAAGUUUUAUGUUUUUGUCAUGGGACACCUGGAGCAAAAUUUCGGUCCAGGAGGUGAGGUGUGACCACAGCUGUCCAGUGUCUGUGGUGUCCGCCCUGACACACCCACCCACCCACACACACGCACACGCACACGCACACAUAUUCUGCCCUUGGCAGUUUUUGUGACCCCAGUGGAGGUCACGACCCUUGCCAGUGGAGCAAAAUAGAUUAUAGAAAGGGUGCCGCUAUGUCUGAGGUAGAGCGUCGGGCGGCCAAACUGUCGAAGCAGAGUGAGGUUGAUGAGGCAGAGCCCACCAUCCCGCCGGAUCCCCACAAUGUGGUCACCGUGGUGACCAAGCCUGCAGGAGGUGUGUCCACCCCGACAGUGCUCAGUGCAAGCUCAUCUGAGACCUCGCCGGACGAGGCUCCAGCUAAGCCCCCCAACACACGCAAGCAGACUUUGAUACGCACGCAGGCGCUAGAAGGCACCUCCCCGCCCCCCGACUCCUUCCUGUCCCAACUGCACAGCAAUGGCAGCCCCACAAGCCCGGAGACAACGAUCACGGCGCCGCCCCUGUCAAAUGGCGCGCCCUCUGGUGGACUGGCCAGUCAGCGCGGGUCGGGGGCCUCCUACGAGGCCAAGGAGUUUCUUAGAUCGUCGCACAAGAUGGCCAUCUCCAAUGACUCUGGUCGUGGCACGUUUGAAAUCACGGACCCAGUCGCUGAGACAACCCUGUCCAGAGCUUCGAGCACAGAUACCAACAGCACCGCCAGCACCGUAGUGCUUCAGCAGGCAGGGGCCAUCGACAAAGAGCAGUUUUAUAAGGACGUCUCAAGUACUGAUGAAGAUAGCACAUAUAAGGACGACGCCUGUGUUGUGGAGAAAGAGAAUUUGUACAAAGAUGCGUCUGGCAUCGACCUUGGGGAGUUCUUCAAACAGACGCUAAUGAAGUCUCCCAAGGAUAAAAAAACCUUAUUUUUCCUUGAACGAGAACUACAAAACUUUGUCCGGGAUGAGUCGGUUCGUACGAAAAAGCUUCAUGAAAUGAACCCGUACGACCGUAUGCUGGUACAUCGUCUGGCAGCCCAUAUGGGUAUAGAACAUAACGUGGAUCAGACGGGCAAGAGUGUGAUCGUCGCCAAGACAGAUUACACCAGGAUACCGGAACCCAGCCUUGUCGAUUAUCUGAGAGAAAUCGAGCACGGGAGCCACGAGAAGAAAAGGAUUUUGCUGAAGAAACCAGCGAGUCUGGAUGAAAAACAGACGCGAGGCAUUGGCAAGACUCAGCUGGGCGACACCCGGGCAAAGUCUCUUGAGGAGCGUCAGCAAGUUUACAUCCGCAUUAGAGAGCGGAUCUUUGCCAAGCCCGAGUCUCUGGAUGGAUCUCAGCCUCAGACGUCCACCCCGACACUUCUCACUGCGUCGUACUCCCCCUCCAUGAUGCAGCACCAGGGCAGUGUGGAUGGCCUGAGAGCACCCAGCCUGGCCCAAGCCAAAACCAGCCACCUCUUCAAAAGUGCUGACUCGGCGACCCGCACGACCGACUCACGCUCCCACGGUGGUUCGCGACAAAGGGGUGGGAUGACAAAGUCGAACAGCUACGCGGGCUCCGUGUCCCCGCACACCACACUGCCAGGCCCUCCCGUCCCCAUGGCGGCCGCCGCCUGCCCCCAGGCGCUGGUCAACACCGCCCCUCCCACAGAGUCUCGAGCUGUGCCAGAAAGCACGGCCUAUGGCACCCCCCCACCCCUCCUGGCGACCUCUAACCCCGGUGACACAACGACCAUGACCCCUGUGGUGCCCCCAGAGCGCAGCGUCAACUCUCCGCAGACCCCUCAAGCUGGCUGCCCGACCUCGUACGCCUAUCUGGUGUCCUCGGACUAUACCAGCAUACCCGUGGGAUCCCUCAUCAUUGACCCACACACCAUGCAGCCCCAUGUGAACGCAGACGGGUCGAUGUACCGGUUUGACCCCAGCCACCCGCCGCCCUUCAUGGCUGUGAGCCACUCUCCUGCACCCGUGAACCCUGCCACCCCACCCGCACCCACUAUGAUGUACCCUGUGGAAAACAACGUGAACGCCCUGAGUGGCCAGUUUGGCCGCGCGUCCAUCAGCGGCAUGGAGGUGGUGUCGGAGGCGUGCCCGGUAGGCCAGAUGGGGCCGACGGGAGUACCCAUGUUGCCACACAUGAUGUCGCAGGUGUACACGGGCCCCACACAGGCCACGCAGUUCCCACAGGGCCAAUACCUGAGCACGUCCCCGGCCCCCCAACACGCAGUCCGGAUAGUGGCCAUCAACCCCCAGGGAGGGGCGGCGGCCCCAGUGGACAGCCAGGGACAGACUACGGUGCCCAUGCCGGCCGUCCAGGCGUACGCGCCCGUGCAGCUGUUCUCUGCUCCUCAGCCGUACCAGCAUCACAUGGUGGCGGCUGGCCCCCAGGAGGAGGUGUUGGCCGGCGCAGCUUACGGCCAGCUGGCCCCCGAGACAAUGGCCCUGAACGGCGCGGGUCCCUUAAUGCACGGCUAUAGCCUGGCCCAGGCCUACCCCGCGCCGGGCUUGACCGCUGGACAGUUCACGCAUCACCCGGGCCCGGGGCCUCAAGCCUAUGCCCCUGUGGUUAGUUCCACACCAACUACAUACUAUGCUAUUCCCCCCUCCACCCCCACACCUCCCCCGCUGUUGAACCAGCCUCCGCCCAUGCCACCGGUCGCUGUAACUCACCAGCAUCAUUCACACCAAGGCGCGCCGCAUCACCAGCAACAACAACAACAGCAGCAACAGCAUCAGCAGCAGCAGCAACAACAACAACAGCAGCAGCACCACCACCAAGUCCCGUCCCACGGUGUGCCUGCGGCCCACCAUCCGCACCACCACCACCACCAUCCCCACCUCCCCCAGCACCACCAGGCCUCCGUGCCAGCGGGUGGCCCACAUAUCUACGGCUUGCUCCACAACCCGGCGGCUGGCCCCACCGUGACUUUCCCCCACCCCCCGGCCCCAGCCCCCUCCUCCUCCCCCUCCGUGAAGUCGUGGGCCACGCUCCACCCGCACUACCGCCCGGCCUCCCCUCCUCAGCCACAACAACAAGUUACAAUAAACUAUGUAGGCCCACCCCCCACCCCGCCCCAGGCAGGAUCUCAGCUGGUGGCAGUGCCCACAGCCGGCUUCCCACAGCGCACGCUUAUACAGCUGGGGACUACGCAGAAUUUCCAGGGGCAGCCCUACAUCUAUCAUAGGCCCUUCACACCACUGCAAGGUGGCCCCGCUCUACGGCCGCACCUGCCCUCGUUGCAGCUGACUGGCCCCACACACGGGCCGCAGGGACAGGCCAGACCCAAGGUAAAUGGAGCUGGAGGGAAAUCGAAAAAAGGCUCUGGUAAGAAGUCUACAGCAGGGGCGGCAGAGGAGGAGAGCAGCGGCGCAACUGUCACCCUGGUGGCCCCUCUCAUCCCUGGCCUCACAGGGGCCUCUACGCAGACAUAUAUACCGCCCGCCACCUCCAAUAGGCAAUAGAGGCUGUGAUCUCGCCGCUUCAGAUCUGAGCGCAACACCAUACAACGGCGGGUUGACAACGGAGGCCGGGCGCUCGGGACACCUGCAGGGGACACACACACAGACACAGAGACACACGGACUGACUGGCUGUGCUGGCCUGUCAACAGAUACAACACCACACCCCACCCUACCCUACCCUUCCCCAAGCAACCCUCACAGACUACAGAAGAAGCAUCGCUGCCAGAAAGAUAUAUAUAGAUGGAUAGACUGACUGUGGAUGAGAACAGAGUGUUGAUGGAUCCAUGUGUUCGUCCGUACCCUCCACCCUCCUGUGGUCACUUAUCUCUCAGCUUCUGUCUCGUGAUGGUCGCUCAGCAGCUGUGCCCUCUUGUGAUCACAAAGACAGUCACGUACAUACUUAUAGGGGAGGUGGAAAAAGGGGGGGGGGAGGAAUGGAGGAGGAGGAAGAAGAAAAGUAGUGGCAGUAGUUGGUGUCUGUUUGCCCGGCAAGAGCUCUGCUGUCAUAUGCCUGCCCUCCAAACACCCUUCCCCCCUCCCCCCCUUCCCCACCCAUCUCAAAACAAUACCCUCGCCUCUUCUAAGCGAGUGCGAGCGCAGCCAGGUCCGUCUGUCGUGUGCCCCCCAGUGCCGGUGAUCGCCACUGCUCAUCAUAGGGGGAGAGAAUGUUGGCCUUCUGGAUCCACGUUUCAUCCAGCUGUUUUUUCCAGCCCAGCCCAGUCCAGUCCAGCCGUGGAUGUGGGGGUUUUUUUCUUGUUUUUUUUUCCCUCCCCAAUAUGAGGGCUGCUGGUGACCCAUGAAUGACUACUGUCUUGAAGACAAUCAGCCCAUGUGGCCCGGUUUUGUGGCCUGAGACUAGCAGGGAGAACACUGAUCCAUGUGUGGCCAUACUCCCUUCUCCUCUCACAUCCCUCCCACCCCUUCCCCCCCAAAUCCCCUCCAGAUGUGUUGCUAAAGUCGUUAUUGUUGAUGGAGAAAAUGUUUUAUUAGAACAUAUUUUGUUGACUUUGCUAUAAUGUGUACUUUCCCAUAAUGAGUACUGCACGUCUUCAUGUGUCAUCCAUCAUCUCCACUUUUGUGUCAUCAUCGUCAUCAUCAUCAUCAUCAUCAUCAUCAUCAGCUCAUCCGUUAUUUUGUGUCGUCAUCGAUACACUUGUGUCCUCAUUGCUACGCACCUGUCAUCAUCACACCUGUCCUAGUGUGUCAUCGUGUGUCAUUAGUACACCUCUCAUCUAGUGUUAUCAUGACACAUGACACACUAUCUCGCUUUAUAUCAUCAUGACACAUCUCAUGUCAUCAUCACUACACACACCGUUUGGACACAUCGUGUCAUAUUGUGUCAUCACGGCUCCUUUUGUUUAGUUGACUUUUGUUUUAAUGUUGUCAGUUCUAUUGUUUCAAGUGAAGUUGUUGUCACUCAGUGUGUUGAGCUGUAAGCGAGUGACGACCGCUAGCUAGAGAGAGAGAGAGAAAGAGACAGAGAGAGAAAUACAGAGACAGAGAGAAAUACUGAGAGAGAGAGAGACAGAGAG